Molecule: messenger RNA, 1060 nt
Organism: Zonotrichia leucophrys gambelii
Lineage: Eukaryota; Metazoa; Chordata; Aves; Passeriformes; Passerellidae
Gene: HMGN5
Product: high mobility group nucleosome binding domain 5
Exons: 7
Coding region: 84-401 (105 amino acids)
Biological process (GO): chromatin organization
Cellular component (GO): nucleus; chromatin
Molecular function (GO): nucleosomal DNA binding
Source: RefSeq, a predicted model, not a curated record
UCAGUCAGCGGCCGGGCCCAUCUCGCGCUCCCCAUUCAUGCAGUUUGGUUGCGUGUUUUGCAAUCAACUAUUAAGGUGCAACUAUGCCCAAAAGAAAGGCUCCAGCUGAAGGCGAGGCAAAGGAGGAGCCAAAGAGAAGGUCAGCCAGACUAUCUGCUAAACCUGCUCCACCCAAACCGGAGCCAAAGCCCAAAAAGGCAGCACCUAAGAAAGAAAAAGCAGCAAAUGAUAAAAAGGAGGACAAAAAGGCAGCAACAAAAGGGAAGAAAGGAGCCAAAGGCAAAGAGGAAACUAAACAAGAGGAUGCUAAAGAAGAAAACCACUCUGAAAACGGAGAUACCAAAACUAAUGAGGCACCAGCUGCUGAAGCAUCUGAUGACAAGGAAGCCAAGUCCGAGUAAUGUUAACCCUGCCCUAUAUCUCCAUCAUUUGGUAUCCGUACCUCCAUGCUGUAUUGUUAACAGAGAGGAAUAUUUUUAUCAACUAUUUUAUAAAUGCAGGUUUUUUUAGCAUGAAUUUAAUUAUGGAACAUCUUCAUCUCGGUUACUUGGGAAUUAAAUCCCUAACAAACAAAACAAAACAACAAAAAAAAAAGUCAUUGUUUUUAAAUUUUGUGAUUGUAAUAGUUUGUAUGGUACAUGGAAAGAAUAAGUGGUGGUAGCUUUUGACUUCUGUCAGUGUGUCCCUUUUUGUGUAAGUCAUGCUUACAGACUUCAGAUUUUAAUUUUUCCCUUGUAUGUGUUGUAUGGUUUCUUAAAGUGGGGAGGUCUCAAAACAAAUAACCGUGUGAAACAUUCCAGUGGUUCUGUGGGUUGCUUUUAUAAAGAAGGUGAGCUAUUUUCAUGAAAAAACCUAAGAGCUGGAAAUCUGUUGUUUCCCAAAUGUAAUUUUAUUUUGUCAGUUUUGAAAAAAAAAAAAAGAAAAAUAAAUAAAUAAAAGUGUAAUCCUGUUUUUAAAUGAAAUACAAACAUUUCUUUUCAAAAAGGGCAGGUUGGUUGUAUGUACCCACUGUUAGGAAUUUUGCUGGAUUUAUCUUAAUAAAAAAGACUCCUCAAAAGCU